Gaeumannomyces tritici R3-111a-1 is the source of this 555-nucleotide messenger RNA. RefSeq lists its product as hypothetical. NCBI's taxonomy places the organism in Eukaryota, Fungi, Ascomycota, Sordariomycetes, Magnaporthales, Magnaporthaceae. The record is from RefSeq and is a predicted model, not a curated record. The coding region runs from base 1 to 555 and encodes 184 amino acids. The transcript is spliced from 3 exons.
AUGGGCAAUAUCUGGCCAGGAAUCCUCGCCGUCUGGUUGGCGGCGUUUCUUGUUCGCUCCGAACGUUUAGAUCCACGCUCUCUCACCGUCAACCAAGCUCUGGACAAGAGAGCAUAUUGUUACUCGGACACAUUCGGCAAUCCCUACAGCUGUUUGACCGGCUACCAGUGCUGCGUUGGCGUAUCCGUUAGGAGCUGCAUCCCCGCAAACUACAUUUGUUGCGACAUGGGGACCUGGAUCGGGUUCUGUCCUGUGGGUACUACCUGCAGCAUCCUGAACGGAUAUCCCGCCUGCGCCAACCCGGGCGGCAAGACGGUGGCGGCUGGGACACCGUCGAUAGUGAUGACGACGCCCACAUCGAGGACGCCGAGUAAGACAUCGGCAGCCACGGAAACGCCGCAACCUACUCCGAGCUCCGGCGGAAGCGGUUUAUCCCAAGGCGCCACAAUCGCCAUUGUGGCCUCGGUAACCUGCUCCGUUCUCGGCCUUAUCAUGGGUGUCGGGAUUAAGUAUUACUUUAGCAAGAAGGCAGUUCGCAACGGACAUGUGCCAUAA